GAAACCAACUGUGGACAUGGACAACAUUGAGAUCUCGCCACUACUAUCACUACCUCCUGGAGCUUUCCUCCCGAUGCCACUGGCUCUGAGGUGAGCUGGGAACUAACAGGGCAUAUGAGAAGAAGACGAGUCAGGCAAUGCUGAGGGAGGGACUAGAUGGACGACUCUCAAACGCACCAGAACAGCUACCCAAUUGGACGUCUGAGGAGUGGAACUAGCUAUGACAUCGCUGGUAACAGUCCUUCAACCCUGCUGGGAACUCCUCCACCACCUUUACUCACUCUACAGCUGAAGACAUCAGCAAGAGUGAUUACAUCAGCAUCGGUGGCCUGCUCUGGUGGUGUGUUGGGAGUGGUGGUGAUGUGACUGCUAUCAGUAGUGCAGGCUAUGGUGAUAGUCUUUUUCAUCAGGAACUC
Geodia barretti is the source of this 416-nucleotide messenger RNA. Lineage: Eukaryota; Metazoa; Porifera; Demospongiae; Tetractinellida; Geodiidae. The record is from the annotation of a GenBank genome assembly.